This is a messenger RNA of Medicago truncatula (barrel medic), 1570 nucleotides long. RefSeq lists its product as uncharacterized. Gene Ontology annotation, biological process: regulation of flower development. Gene Ontology annotation, cellular component: nucleus. The record is from RefSeq and is a predicted model, not a curated record. Bases 464 to 1201 code for a protein of 245 amino acids. Gene Ontology annotation, molecular function: protein binding; DNA-binding transcription factor activity. The transcript has 4 exons. Lineage: Eukaryota; Viridiplantae; Streptophyta; Magnoliopsida; Fabales; Fabaceae.
CUAGAUCUGAAAAAGUAAUAGAAAAUGAAAUAAAAUUGAGCAUAAAAGGGAAAUAUUCCCUUUAUGUGAUAGUUCCGUGUUGUAUAAUCUUCCUUCUAUUUAUUUAUGAGUUUCUAGUGUGAAGUGUGAAAUCUUAGUGGGGUUUGUCUUUUUUUUUUGUGCUGCACUGAGGGAGAUUAAAGAGGAAAAAGCUUUUUAUUCGCUUGCCUCCUUUAAAAUAAGGAUAGAAAAUAAAAAGUGUAGAGAAAGGGAUUUGGUAAUGCUUAACUCAAUCAUUUAAUUAUAGAUAGUUGUAGAAAGGUUUUUGCUAUUUCUGUUCCUGUUAAAUUAAUGAUGAAAGUGGUCAGUGAGAAUUUCAAAUGAUGGUUUUGAGGCUAGGUCUUUGGUUUAGUGGCUUGACUAAUCCACCUUCUCAUUUUGGUCAAAGGAAGAGCAUCCAACUUGAGUGUAGAGAUUUACAAGGAUGAGUGACCUUGUUCAGUUUUCUGCAAUGUCCGAAUAUGAUUUUGCAGCAGAGGGAGAUCUGUUCAAAGCACCCGAACCGAUGAUCGAAGAGUCGGGCAUUGACCUUGAUCCCAUGACAGCAGCCAUCUCAAUGAUAUCUUGUGGCGAAGACGUAAAGUCCACAGAUAUUUCUAUUCUUCAAAAUGAACAGCUUCUCAGCGAUGUAUUCUAUGAUUGCAAAAAGGAUCUAUUUGAGAAGGCGGGAAUGGAGUCACCACUCUCUGAGAUUCUAGAAAUCAAGGUUCCAUUACUGAACAUUGACGAGAACAUAAUUCAAGAAAACAAGCCACUUCCUGAUAUGCCAUUAUUACUGAAGAGCGUUAGCUCAGGAAGUUUAAGUUCGAUGGAUUGGAUGCAUGGAUCUGCUGCAAUGAAGCCUGCUUUCCUUGGUAUCUCAGGAAUAGAUUUUGAUGCGGUUUAUGGCAUGCGAAGAUCAUUUAGUGAAGGAGAUAUAAAGACUUUUGGCAAUGCUAAUAUGAACGUUGUCCAAUCUCCCGUGGAGAGGCCGUUUUUUACCAGUAACUGCAGCAGUGAGGAGCGCUUGCAAAAGCUCUCUAGAUACAGGAACAAGAAGACAAAGAGGAAUUUCGGGAGGAAAAUCAAGUAUGCUUGCAGGAAGGCUCUAGCUGACAGUCAACCAAGAGUCCGUGGAAGAUUUGCAAAGAAUGAAGAAACUGAUCAGGCAAAGAAGGAAUGAAUGAUGUAAUCAUGUUUAACCAAGUAGCUUUAUGUGACCAAGACAUAUAUAUGAAUGACAGACUCAGCAUAAUAUGUGCUUGGAAUUGGAUUAUAUACUCCUGUGUGUGUACACACUUGGUGGAGGAGUUGUAUAAACUGAACAAAUAAUUGCCAAAUAUAGUAGAUGUCAAAUUUCGUAGGGUAGUUUCAAAUCUUAUCUGCUGUAUUAAGGUCUCUGUAGACGGUAAUGAGUAGUCGGAGCUCUAGAUGUGUAAAUAGGUUUUUUAAAUAAGAGAAGGUGGCAAAAAAAUGCUCCCAUCCUAUGUUCAUGUAUAUGAUCAAACAUAUCCUAUGCUUGUCAAAUUAAAUCUAUUAUAUAUCUAAAAUA